This is a messenger RNA of Funneliformis caledonium, 654 nucleotides long. Lineage: Eukaryota; Fungi; Glomeromycota; Glomeromycetes; Glomerales; Glomeraceae. The record is from the annotation of a GenBank genome assembly.
AUGAAAACUGAAGUUUGUGAAGCAAAUAAGUCGAAUGAAUUAAAUAAGAGACUUGAAAUUAAUGGUCAUGAAAAUGCUAAAUCAAAAGAAUUAAAAGUUAUCAAUGAUAGUAUUAAAAGGCUUAAAAAUAGUAAUAUUGAACAGUUAGAAACACAAUUAGAAUACCUUAGUAAAAAAGUAACUGAUUUGGCUAAUGCAACCAAACCAGCUGAAAUGAAAGAUAUAACUGUUCAAGAGGUUUUAAUGAUGAAAAGUUUGUAUUGGUUAGUGAAGGAACUAGCAAAAGAAACUGAAGAGAAAGCUGAUUUAGCCUCGAUUAGUAAUUAUUUAGAAACAGAUUUACUUAGGGCAGACGAUCUCGAAAAUAUCUUUGAAAUUGAUGUUGACAUUUCUGAAAGAAAUUGCAGAUUAAUUACUGAACUAAGGACUUAUCUAAGUGAUAAAAGUGAAAUCUUGGAUUUUCCAAGUGAUACUACCGAUAAACAAGAUAAAUUAAAUUAUUACUUUACUCUUGACCCAGAAUACGUUAUUACUGCAUUAGUUACUUAUAAUGUUAAACACAAUGCAAAUAAUAUAAAAAAAGAAGAACUUCUUACUGAAAUGAAAGAAAAAAAAGAUGGUGACAAACCAUUGGAUAUUUUCCCGACUUUAUGA